Molecule: messenger RNA, 777 nt
Organism: Rhodofomes roseus
Lineage: Eukaryota; Fungi; Basidiomycota; Agaricomycetes; Polyporales; Fomitopsidaceae
Exons: 2
Coding region: 238-531 (97 amino acids)
Source: RefSeq, a predicted model, not a curated record
GCUUGGGCGUGUGCCUGGCUCCGUGGCGGGAGGGAGCCGGCCAAUUGAAUGCACAACGCGGCUCUCGGUGCCAGUCUGUCCCUACUCAGGCGCACGUGCCUCCGCUGCCCCUGGCCAUGCUCCGUCAUAUCGUGCCCAAUUAUUACCGCCCUUCCCUUAUAACGCCAGCCCGCCUCCGAUAAUGGCCCACUUCUCAGCCACCCACUCUCCCCGGGACUCUCGAGCAGCCGUUUCAUCAUGCGCGUAACCUGGUUGUCUCUGUUCUCCCUCGCGACUCUGCUUGCCGGCUUCGCGUCUGCAGCACCUGUGGUGGUUUCACCUGUGGAGGAAGGUCUCGAGGCCCGCGAAGCGCUCGACGCAGUGAGUCCAUCACUUCUCGGUCGUGUGUUCUUGUGGGUGACAGUGUGUCCCUCGUCUAGCGUCAAGGCGAGUGGGGAGGAUCGAGCAGUUGGUAGAUGCAGCCCAUCGCGACGGUAUCUUAUUGGCCUCGUGCGUAUUUCCAUUCGACCCGUUGCCUGCGACGUUUCCUGAACCCCGUUCCCGCAGCUCGCUCGAUCUCCUCUCUUGCGCUUCGUCGCGGCCCACCUUCCUUCUUCUUGGCUCUCCUCUGGCUUGUCGGUCUGUUGGCGGCGCACUGGGACGGGACGAUGCCUUCACUUGCGACGCGUCCGCUCCUUCCUUGUUGUUGAUUCUGAGUUAUUCCGCUUGAAAUUCUGCAAUGUACCCCUAGUUGUACUUACUCUACUGUGCAACAUCUACUGAGCCUGUUGUAGCCUU